Messenger RNA from Toxotes jaculatrix (banded archerfish), 1292 nucleotides. RefSeq names its product CD209 antigen-like protein E. NCBI's taxonomy places the organism in Eukaryota, Metazoa, Chordata, Actinopteri, Toxotidae. The transcript has 8 exons. The record is from RefSeq and is a predicted model, not a curated record. Bases 284 to 1033 code for a protein of 249 amino acids.
CAUGGAGGAGUUGUUCUCUCUCUGACCAGACUUCCGCUGCAUAUUUCUCCAUUAUCAAAGCCAACCUGACUGAGCAACUCCAGGCCGGUAAUAUCAAGUUUUCCUCCUUGUCUGAAGAGAGAGACCUGCUGAAUACCAACCUCACUCAAGUGACUGAAGAGCUGAACAGGAUUCAGAGAUUGUUCAGACAGAACACAAACUGAAACCAAGAAGAUAGUGCUCAUUCGCCUGAACCGUGAUCCAGGUCUGACGCGCUCUGAGAAACCUGACCACGCUAUGAGCAAUGGAGGAAAUCUACGUGAACACUGAAGACAUGAAGUCCUUCAACCAGAGUCCUUCAACAAGUCCCCCAGGUCCCAGGAGCUCCGAUAGGAGAUUUCAUGGAGGAGUUGUUCUCUCUCUGGUGCUGCUGAGUCUUUUCCUGCUGGCUGGGGCCAUCGUCUUCUUUGUCCUCUACCAGACCUCCACUGCAUAUUUCUCCAUUAUCAAAGCCAACCUCACUGAGCAACUCCAGGCCAGUAAUAUCAAGUUUUCCUCCUUGUCUGAAGAGAGAGACCUGCUGAAUACCAACCUCACUGAAGUGACUGAAGAGCUGAACAGGAUUCAGAGAUUGUUCAGACAGAAGGGAACUUGUCCUGCAGGGUGGAGGAAGUUCUGUGGUGCCUGUUAUCUCGUGUCCACUAACUCUGAUUCUUGGGGAAAAGCCAGACAAGACUGCAGAGACAGAGGAGCAGAUCUGGUUGUCAUAGACAGUGCUGCAGAACAGACGUUCCUGUCUAAUCUCGUGGAGGAUCAAAUUGCGAGUUGGAUUGGUUUGACUGACGUGGAUGAGGAGAAAACCUGGAAAUGGAUUGAUGGAACUCCACUAACUCUAAGCUACUGGGCGGAAACCCAGCCUGACAACGGUGGUGGAGAUCCAAAGUGGGGGGAAGAAGAUUGUGCACAUUUGAGAGCUGGCAAGAAAACUGAAAAUAACUGGAACGAUCUGUCAUGUAAUGCUUCUCUGCAAUGGAUCUGUGAGAAAGUGGCUUAGCACUGGUGUGUAAUCUGAAUGCACCAUUUUCCAAAGAAAGCUCUGAGGUUUUUUUAAAGGCCUUUUUUGUUCUGUCUCCAACUUAACCAUGAAUGCAGUGUUUAUUUUUGAAUGUGAUCAUCAUUCUCAUUCAGCAAGAUGAGAAAAAGCUUCUACCUUUCUGUUUUACAUCAUCGGUAUUCAAGCUUCUGCUCCGUCUUUGUAAAGCUUUUCUUUUUGCUAAAGAUUUAUUGAAAGGUGAAACUAUUAAAAAAGAACA